Messenger RNA from Triticum aestivum (bread wheat), 1536 nucleotides. RefSeq lists its product as uncharacterized. Bases 203 to 1345 code for a protein of 380 amino acids. The record is from RefSeq and is a predicted model, not a curated record. The transcript is spliced from 2 exons. NCBI's taxonomy places the organism in Eukaryota, Viridiplantae, Streptophyta, Magnoliopsida, Poales, Poaceae. Gene Ontology annotation, molecular function: protein binding.
UGUGCGUCCGGCCGGUCAUGGCGGCGCACCCCCGCUUAUAAUCAACCAGCCUUUUCGUGCUACCGUGCAUGUCUCCACCCACGCCACGCCCACCCAGGUGCUCUGCUCUACACGUCGGCCGAACCCAGCCCAACUUCCAUUUCUUCUUCCCCCGGCCAGAAAACGCGUACCCUGCGGAACUCUGGUGCACCUCGCGUGGACGAUGGGGGAGGUGGGCGGCGGCGACGGGGCGGCGAUGAGGAGGGCGGUGAGGCGGCUGAGCCUGGGCGCGGCGACGGAGGGCGAGUGGGCGGAGGCGGCCGGGGAGGUCGGGAGGCUGGCGCGGUCGGACGAGCGCACCAAGCGCGCGCUCCCGGAGCUCGGCGUCGUGCCGCCGCUCGUGUCCAUGCUCGCGGACGCCGGGGCAGGCGCCGGUGCGCGGCUGGCCGCCGCGCGGGCGCUGCUCGAGCUCGCCAGAGGAACCCACAGAAACAAGGUGCACAUAGUGAAGGCCGGCCUGCUCAAGAAGCUCCCACGACUCAUGGACCUGUCGGGAAGCCACGACCUCGCCCUGCUCCUCCUCUCCGUCUCCUCGCUGGCCAACACCGACUUCCCGCUCUCCACGGCCGACCUCCUCCCGUUCCUCGUCGCGACGCUCACCCCCACCGACGUCCCGGCCGACACGAGGCUGGCGUGCCUGGCCGCGCUCCGCAACCUCUCCGCCAAGCUCGAGCACGUCCGGGCCGUGGUCACCAGCGGCGCCGUGCGCGCGCUCCUGGCGCCCUCCCUGCUGGAGCGUACCGAGGCGGUAGCGGAGGCGGCGCUCGGCGUCCUGGCGGACGUGGCGGCGGCGAGCGCGGCGGGGAGGCGGGAGAUGGCGGAGGACGAGGAGGCGCCGAGGGCGCUGGUGGAGGCCAUGGCGCGGCACGAGAGCGCGGGGUGCCAGGAGGACGCGACGUACCUGGUCAUGGCGCUCGCGCACGGCGGCGGCGGCGGCGGCCGGGCGCUGCUGCGGCGGAUGCGCCCGCUCGGGGCCGUGCAGGCGCUCCUCGAGGUGUCGCUGCUCGGGAGCCCCCUCGCGCGCAGCAGGGCGGCCAAGAUCCUGCAGUGGUUCAAGGACGACGGGCAGGACCGGAUCAGGGCGCACUCCGGCCCGCGCAUGGAGGCCGCAGCGCCGCCGGCGUGCCAUGGCAACGACGGCGGUGCCGACGGGACGAGGGCUUGCCGGAGCGCCGUGGACAGGAUAGUGAAGCAGAGCCUGGACAUGAACAUGAGGUCCAUCAUGCGGCGAGCCACGGCGUCCGUCGACAUGACCAACGCUAAGCAGCUGGUGGCCAGCUCCAGCUCCAAGAGCUUGCCUUGCUGAACAAUGUGCAAAGUGCUCAGUUCUCCUUGUAUGUUUCUUUCUAGUUUGUCAAAAUUUGCCACUGAUUUUCAUGUUAGCGUGUAAAUUCAGAUAGCUACUCCCUCCGUUCCUAGAUACAAGUUUUUUUAGAGUUUUUUAUAUGCAUUACAUACGAAUGUCUCUACUCUUACAAAAAACAGAGUUGAUGAUGA